This is a messenger RNA of Rhizophagus irregularis DAOM 181602=DAOM 197198, 663 nucleotides long. NCBI's taxonomy places the organism in Eukaryota, Fungi, Glomeromycota, Glomeromycetes, Glomerales, Glomeraceae. The record is from RefSeq and is a predicted model, not a curated record.
UGGGAAUAUCAUAAAACUUGUUUAAAUUCAUAUAAUAUUAUUUAUUUUUAUGGAUUUACAAAAAAUCCAGAUACUUUGAAAUAUAUGGUAGUAAUGGAUUAUGCAAACAAAGGUAAUUUAAGAGGAAACUUAACAAGAAUUGUCAAAAGUGAUUGGUAUCAAAAAUUAUAUAUGUUAUUUGGAAUUAUUUCUGGGCUUAAUUGUAUACAUAAACAAGAUCUUAUUCAUUGUGAUUUUCAUGAUGGAAAUAUUUUAAACCAUAAUGAAAGUAAAAUUUAUAUUAGUGAUUUAGGAUUAUGUAAACCUUUAAAAUCAUUUUUGAAAAAAUAUGAUAUUUAUGGUGUUAUACCAUUUAUGGCACCAGAAGUUUUAAGAGGCAAUCCUUAUACUACAGCUAGUGAUAUAUAUAGUUUUUCUAUUAUUAUGUGGGAAUUUACAUCCGGGGUACCACCAUUUAAUAAUAGAGCACAUGAUUUUCAACUUAGUUUAAGUAUUUGUGAAGGUGAACGCCCUGAAAUUAUUGAAAAUACUCCACAAUGUUAUGUAGAUUUGAUGAAAAAGUGUUGGGAUGAAAACCCAUUAAAAAGACCAUCUUCUAAAGUAUUAUUGAAGAGUGGGCAUAUUAUAAAAGUCGCUUUCUUGAUUUUACUAGUAAACAAUUAA